Microbotryum saponariae is the source of this 2933-nucleotide messenger RNA. NCBI's taxonomy places the organism in Eukaryota, Fungi, Basidiomycota, Microbotryomycetes, Microbotryales, Microbotryaceae. The record is from the annotation of a GenBank genome assembly.
AUGUGGAUCUUGGGUCAAGACGAACCCUGGCCACCUCCGACGGUCUCGGUAGCGCCCUCGACGCCGUCCACUUCGCCUCAGAUCAGUGUCGCCGUCGGGGUCAGUCACUCGAUCCGCCGUCCACCUCCAAAUGACGUCACUUGCUCAUCUCCUGUUCCUGUUCCUGCAUCUGCCAGAUCAUCGUCGGGCUGUUGGCCUCGUUCGUCCAGAGUCUAGGUACGAUUCGUGUGCCAUCUCCUCACGCGACGCCCCCGAAUGGCGAGACCGCCACCGGGAAGCCGCUAGCAAAUUGUCCGAUCGAAUCGAACCCCUGCGAUGAGACAGCCCCUGAAACAAGCCCCUAGGACUCGAUCCGACCACCACGCCCCACGAACCGCACCACCCCAUCACACCCGAACGUGCACGCUAAUCAUCGUCUUCACCGUCGCACACACAGGUCUGACGAUCCAAAGAAAAUCUCAUCUCGCGAACGAGGCUCUGCUACCCCACAAACGAACGCGCGAUGCCAAGCGUCCUUUGUGGCUGCUCGGAUUUCUCAUCUUUUUGACCUCCAACUUGUUCGGGACCGUAAGCUCGUCAUGUGGUCUUCGUGCGUGUCUCAAGCAGAGCCAAACCUCUUUGUUCUCUCCGCGCAGAUCUUUCAACUCGGCGCCUUACCCAUCAUCGUCCUCGGGCCUCUCGGAGCCGUCUCGCUACUGUGGAACGCCUUCUUUGCAAGAUUCAUCCUAGGGGACUCGUUCUCGGUCCAUAUCGUCGCGGGCAUCAUCCUCAUCGCUGGUGGGGCAUGUCUAAUUGCCAUUUUCGGAGGUCGGUCUGCGUUUUCUUCUCUCGCAAGGAACCAUUCUUCGCUUCUUUCCCCCGAUCACUGACCCUCAUCCCGGAACUUCCCCUUCCUUCGCUCCAGUCGUGCCCGAGCAAACCCACACGCUCCCCGAACUCGUCGCGCUCUACACUCGCACCCCUUUCCUCGUCUGGGCCACGCUCCUCUCCAUCGCCCUCGUUUCGACCCUCACCUUGGCCCACCUCGCCGAAUGGGCAUUGGAACGUCGCAUCGCUUCCAAGUACCCUGAUGCACCACCUUUAACGCCCAAGAGUAUAAGGACUAGCUCUGAACUGGGGACGUUCACCAGUAGAGCCUCGUUGGAGGGCAGUCCGAGAAGGAGGGAUGGAUUCGCAAGGAAGGGUUCGGCUAGUAGGCAGUUGCACGGUUCGGUAGGCAGUUUGAACGAUCGGUCCGGUGGUCUUGGCGGUGGACGUAUGAGGUUCGAUUUGAGAAAUGUGACGUUCAAGGAUGGGACGGUCGGUCGAACGGAUGCGGAAGAGGUGCAUCGGAUCGUUUUGGAUGGGAGUGCGCUCGACGAUGAGGAUCCCCGAUCACCUGGCGUUCAACACGAUCAGGGGAACACCGAACCCAUUUUCUCAAGGCGGAGGAUCCCCGGACCUGCCGUGACGAUCACACCACCCGAACUGGACUUUAAGGACCCGGCUUGCCUCGCGGACGUCGAAGCAGCGAUCGAAAGGAGUCGCUUGAUCUUGGGUGUCGCGUAUGGUGCGGCAUCGGGGACGUUGAGUGGAUUGUGUUUGUUGUUCGCCAAGACCGGGAUCGAGUUGUUGAUUCAGACCAUUGUCGCGAGGCAGAAUCAGGUGAGUUGGCAAAUAAUUUGCUGCGGGCGCGUCGGGGGGAUUCGUGAACUGAUGCUCUUUUGCUCGUUCCAGUUUGGCCAUUUCGAGGCUUGGGCAAUCGUAGCAAUUCUGGCUGUCGCCGCUGUCUGUCAGGUAUGGCCGAGUACUCUCCGUCGUAAGCCACGUCGCAUCCGAACUAACACGAAGAAUAUUCCCUCCCCCAGCUCUUCUACCUCAACCGCGCCCUCCGCCUCGUCGGUCCGACCCUCAUCUGCCCCCUCGCCUUCUGUUUCUACAACCUCUCCUCCAUCGUAACCGGUCUCAUCUACUACGACCAAUGGGACCAACUCACCUCACUUCAAUUCGGUCUCGUCGCUUUGGGGACCGCGAUAUUGUUGGGGGGCGUUUGGAUCGUUUCCAUUCGGUCUGAGGAUGAGGGGCAGGAGGAGGAGGAGGAGCGAAUGGGGAAUCCGUAUCAGCCGCUUUUCUCGGACGAACCGGGGUGCUAUUAUUCAAAUUUGGAGGAAGGAAGACAAGUGGACGAUGACGAGGUCGAGGUGGACGAGGACGACGACGCAGAUUCGGAAGGCGAAGACGAUUUCCUCGAUCUCGAUGAAGACGCCAUUCCUUCGCCAUUGGCUUUACCCGUCGAAUGGAUACCGAGGGGUUUGACGAUCGGUUUAGGAGCGGCUUCUCCCGGAUUCGAUUUGAGGCCAGCGACGAGGAGGGCCUCACAAUCUGUUCAUCAAGGGGGGAGUGGAGGGGGAGGUCUUUAUGCGCAUCGGAGAAAGACUUCGUUACCUACCACGCCUUUCAAUGAGCGAGAAAGCAAUCGGCAAGGAGGAGACCGAUCGAACGCUCCAAUAGGACCAGGGAUCGAUGGCCCAUCAACACCUACCAUCAAUGGUCCUUCAUCCUCCUCGACCCCCAAUAGUCCAAGAAGACGAGCGACCAAUCCUUCGAACGCUGGUACGACGAUGACGCGGUCAGAGAGGGCGAUGAGUCUUUCGGGUAAUCUCUACGUCGGCAGAUCCGGCAACCUCGAGGAUGCGCAUUCGGCUUAUCAUCAGCAUCAUCGACAUUCUUCAUCCGCGACGGCGGCCGUGGCGGCUCAGGCUAGGCAUCGAUUAGGCGGUGGGGCGGGGAUGGCAUCACCGACUACGACGACGAUGACGAGCGGUACGAUGCUCUCUGGGAUGGGCGCGACGGAUGAAGAAGAGGUCUCGAUGAUUCCUCGGGUAUCCACGUCGACAACCUCGACGGCAGAGUCGGAGGACCAUAAAAAGAAGAAGUGGUGGCGUUUCGGAUGA